Messenger RNA from Coffea eugenioides, 713 nucleotides. RefSeq names its product FCS-Like Zinc finger 3. The record is from RefSeq and is a predicted model, not a curated record. The transcript is spliced from 2 exons. Bases 83 to 361 code for a protein of 92 amino acids. Lineage: Eukaryota; Viridiplantae; Streptophyta; Magnoliopsida; Gentianales; Rubiaceae.
CUUGCUUUCUGCUCCAGCUUUCUCUACUUCUCUCUUGUACGCUGCUAUCAUCCCCACUUCCAACUCAGAAGCUUUCUGAACAAUGAAGUCAGCUGCACUUUACUUUGCUGGCUGUGAUGAGCAACCCCAUUUUCUUGAUUCUUGUUUUCUUUGCAACAGACCUCUGGCUCCUAACAGUGACAUCUUCAUGUACAGAGGGAAUACUCCAUUUUGUAGCCAGGAGUGCAGGCAAGAGCAGAUAGAGAUAGAUGAGGCUAAUGAGAGAAGAUGGAACAGAUCAUCAAACACCAACAGAAAAACAGCUGAUUCUAGGAAAGAAUCUAAUGAAGGUGUAAGGACUGGUGCAGUUGCAGUGGCCUAAUCAAACAAAAUAUUGCCAUAUAGUCUGCAAAGCCUAUUUAAGACCUCUUAUGGUGAAAAAGAAAAAAAAUAAAGCAAAUAAUGGAGGGCUAUCCAUAUUGAGGGCUCGAGUUUGAUGAUUAUCUUGUAAACUAGCGGUGGGGAGGAGAAAAUGAAGAGUGAGAUGCCCAUCAUAAAAUUUUGAUUCUUUUCUUUUUCCUUUGCCUCUUCCCUUCGGAAAAUCUUGUUUAGUACUAUACAACCACCAGCAUCCAGAACUGGCAUGGCAUGAGAUGUGCAGUCUUCAUAAUGAUGUUUAUUUUCGAUGCUAAUCUAUUGAAAUGAAAUCAUGGUAACAUGUUUCUACAUGAUCA